This is a messenger RNA of Anopheles coustani, 1188 nucleotides long. Its product is annotated as glutathione S-transferase 1. The transcript has 3 exons. The coding region runs from base 535 to 1188 and encodes 217 amino acids. Lineage: Eukaryota; Metazoa; Arthropoda; Insecta; Diptera; Culicidae. Gene Ontology annotation, biological process: glutathione metabolic process. The record is from RefSeq and is a predicted model, not a curated record. Gene Ontology annotation, molecular function: glutathione transferase activity.
GACAGUUCAGUGCACAAUGUACAGUGAACGUUCUGAACUUGGUGCGCCCACCGGGAAUGUUCCAUCGUUUUUUGUAACAAAACAACAGAUAUUUGCUCGGGUCCAAUAUUUGAGACCGCUGAAGCGCGACACUCACACCAUCUCGCGAGAGGCAAGAUAUUUUUUGUUUGCGCAUAGCCCUCGUCGUCAUCUUUGAGCGAAGAAGAAAUAGGAGGUUGGUGGCCGCUCCGGGGGAGCCCGGGUCCACGGAACGACGAGAGUUUGGGGAUCGGCAGACACAGACACGACCAAACGGCCGGUUCGGUUCUCGCGUGUACGGACAACGAUCGAACGACGGGUCGCGUUCACAGAAACACAGCAACCGACGCUUGUUAUAUCUCGCCGGGCACGCCAUCAACCGGCGUCAGUAUUGCUGAACUCUUCGCCGGUUGAGGAUCGUAGCAACUUGCUUCGUGCGCCAGUUUUGCCUACCGUGUUAACUUUGUGUUGUACGUUUUUUUCCCGCAUCUGUGUGAUUCAUCUAAAACGAAAGCUAUGGAUUUCUACUACCUUCCCGGAUCUGCCCCGUGCCGUGCCGUCCAGAUGACGGCGGCCGCCGUUGGCGUCGACCUGAACCUGAAGCUCACCAACCUGAUGGCGGGCGAGCACAUGAAGCCGGAAUUCCUGAAGAUUAACCCCCAGCACACCAUACCGACGCUGGUCGAAAAGGAUGGCUUUGCUCUCUGGGAAUCGCGUGCUAUACAGAUCUAUCUGGUGGAAAAGUACUGCCCCGAUGCCACCGUUCGGGAGGCCCUCUACCCGUCCGACCCGAGACGCCGUGCCAUUGUCCACCAGCGACUCUUCUUCGAUGUGGCCGUCCUCUACCAGCGGUUUGCCGAGUACUACUAUCCGCAGAUAUUUGGCCAGAAACUACCGGCCGAUCCUGCUCGCCUCCGCUCGAUGGAACAAGCGCUCGAGUUUCUCAACACGUUUCUCGAGGGCGAGCAGUUCGUGGCCGGUGGCGACAAGCCGACGAUCGCGGAUUUCAGCAUUCUCGCCUCGAUCGCAACGUUCGAGGUGGCCGGAUAUGAUCUGGCCCGCUUUGAAAACAUCUACCGGUGGUACGAGCAGACGAAAAAGAUUACCCCUGCAGCCGAUAAGAACGCCGAGGGGGCCAAAAUCUUUGGGCUGUACUUUACGAAGAAAUAG